UUCAUUUUUUCACUUUUUAGCAAUCAUCAGUGAUACUAUCCUGAAGAGUGUGCACUUGAUUUUAACUUGAUUCCAAUAUGGCGACUGUCAAUGUUACCCUGGUUCGUGAUACCAAGUGGCUGACUCUAGAAGUCUGUAGAGAAUUUCAGAGAGGAACUUGCUCUCGAGGUGAUGCUGAUUGCAAGUUUGCUCAUCCACCAAGAGUUUGCCAUGUGGAAAAUGGUCGUGUAAUGGCCUGUUUUGAUUCUCUGAAGGGUCGUUGUACUAGAGACAACUGCAAGUACCUCCACCCACCUGCACACUUAAGAACGCAGCUGGAAAUUAAUGGACGGAACAAUCUGAUUCAACAAAAGACUGCCGCAGCCAUGUUCGCCCAGCAGAUGCAGUUUAUGCUACAAAACGCUCAAAUGACAUCGCUCAAUGCUUUUCCUGUGGCACCAUCUCUUGCGCCAAAUCCUACCAUGGCGUUCAAUCCUUACUUACCUCAUCCUGGGAUGGGCCUGUUUCCUGCCGAACUGAUACCAAAUACACCUAUUCUGAUUUCUGGAAACCCACCUCUCGCAUUGCCAGGAGCUACGGGUCCAAAACUGAUGCGUUCUGAUAAACUGGAGGUCUGCCGCGAGUUUCAGCGUGGCAACUGUACCCGUGGGGAGAGCGACUGCCGCUAUGCCCACCCAACGGAUGCCUCCAUGAUUGAGGCAAGUGACAACACUGUGACCGUCUGCAUGGAUUACAUCAAAGGCCGAUGCUCCCGGGAGAAAUGCAAGUACUUUCAUCCUCCCGCACACUUGCAAGCCAAACUCAAGGCAGCUCAUCACCAGCUGAACCAUUCCAUUGGCACCACAAUGGCCCUACAGCCUGGUGCACUUCAACUGAUACCAAAGAGACCAGCAAUUGAUAAGACCAAUGGUGCCACUGCAAUUUUUAAUCCCAGUGUUUUCCACUGCCAACAGGCUGUGGCUAACCUGCCUCUUCCCCAGCCGGCAUUUAUCCCGGCAGGGCCAAUACUGUGCAUGGCACCCACUCCAAGUAUUGUGCCCAUGAUGCACGGUGCUACACCUACCACUGUGUCUGCAGCAGCAACACCUGCCACCAGCAUCCCCUUCGCUGCACCAACCACAGGCAAUCAGUUGAAAUUCUGAACAGCAGAGUUACGGAAUAUCGGAAUCUCUCCUUG
Chrysochloris asiatica (Cape golden mole) is the source of this 1177-nucleotide messenger RNA. It is a transcript of the gene MBNL3, whose product is annotated as muscleblind-like splicing regulator 3. The record is from RefSeq and is a predicted model, not a curated record. NCBI's taxonomy places the organism in Eukaryota, Metazoa, Chordata, Mammalia, Afrosoricida, Chrysochloridae. The transcript is spliced from 8 exons. Gene Ontology annotation, molecular function: metal ion binding. The coding region runs from base 78 to 1142 and encodes 354 amino acids.